Molecule: messenger RNA, 1268 nt
Organism: Sinocyclocheilus rhinocerous
Lineage: Eukaryota; Metazoa; Chordata; Actinopteri; Cypriniformes; Cyprinidae
Product: protein FAM234B-like
Exons: 10
Coding region: 1-1254 (417 amino acids)
Molecular function (GO): protein binding
Source: RefSeq, a predicted model, not a curated record
AUGGCUGCGUCUCUGUCCCGUGCUCUGAAAUUACCGGGGGCGAUGCGAUCCGCGGCGUUCCUGCUGCCGCUGUCCUGCGCCGCUCUGCUGGUGCUGCUGUGUGCGUUUCUCAUUCCCUGCCCACAGGGGGCGCCGCUCCGGACGCAGUGGGAGAGAGAGCUCGGAGACACAGCGGGCGUGACGUCACCUCCCAUUGCAUUGUGGGAUGUGGAUGGGGACGGACUGGAGGACGUUUUGAUUGGCAUUACGAACUUCUCCAACGACAGUCAGCCAAUGAACGCACAGAGCAAAGAGUUCAGCGUGUUGGCUCUCGGCGGCGGCGGAGGGCAGCUGCUCUGGAGGAAGUUGCUCAGAGAGCCGCUGAUCUCUGUUCAGUGUGGACUGCAGACAGGAAGUUCAGAUCCACUGCACUCAUCUGCCUGCGUCCUGAUCAGCUCCGGUCACAUGAUCGCCAUCAAUGCCUCCACAGGAUGGACGUUGUGGACGACGGAUGUAGGAGACGUGGAGUCUCACGCUGUUCUGCUGCCCGAUCUACAGGGAGACGCCUUUCCAGACCUGCUGAUCGCAACACUGCCCGAGGACCAGGAGCCCAGCUGGGAGCAUCUGAGGAAGAGCAACUCGUCUUCACUAAUUCACAUCAGCAGCGUCUCUGAGCGGGUGGAUUUCCUGCUCUCUCUGGUGGUGGGUUCGUGUCAGCGUCUCAGGAAUCUGGAUGGAGUGUCAGCGCUGAACUGCAGUCGCAGUGACUGGAUUGUGCUGAGUGACUCCAGCAGACGUCUGUCUGUGCUGAGAGCCAGCGACACUCGGCCCAUCUGGAGCCUCGGCCUCGCCUCCAUACGCACUCGUCUGGCGGCGGGUCACUUCAACGAUGACGGCGUUCCUGAUCUGCUUGUUCAUCGGUCGGCCAAUGGUGUGAGGAAGGUGCAGAUCGUGGAUGGCGCGCGGGGGCGGAGCCUGUGGGAGGCAGAAUUUGUGUGUCCUCGUCUGGCAGUGGAGGAUUCGUCGGUCCUGACAGUUACCGGCCAAUCGGUGUUCCUCUUCUGGGCGGGAGAUCCGCUGGCGCAGCCGCAGAACGUCUCCAAGGUGGCAGAGCCGGUCCUCCGCAAGCUCUUCCUGCUCCACCCGAACUAUCCCACAAUCCUCCUGGAGCUCAGCAGCACCACAGACACCAUCCUCAGCGCCGCCGGUGAGCUACACCCACACACUCACACUGGCCAAUCAGAGCCUGCCUCCAGGUCACGUGACCAGGGAUGAGUGUUUGUGUUUGU